Molecule: messenger RNA, 1262 nt
Organism: Hemibagrus wyckioides
Lineage: Eukaryota; Metazoa; Chordata; Actinopteri; Siluriformes; Bagridae
Gene: cdpf1
Product: cysteine rich DPF motif domain containing 1
Exons: 4
Coding region: 130-471 (113 amino acids)
Source: RefSeq, a predicted model, not a curated record
GGUUUACAGACGCCUCAUGGUUAGCGCAGUACAGUGGCCACGCCCAAACACGUCUGUAACGUAGAAUACCUAGCUAGCUAACAACCAGCAGAACACGCAGGGGGCAGAAGUGCACUCACCGCCACUAACAUGGAGGACACUGAGGAAGCUCAGACAGGAACGUUUACAUGCGAGUUGUGCGAGUUAUCCACUGAAUACACCUUUUACGGGAGGAAACCCCCAAACACCAGAGCCAUCGGGUUUUUGGAAGACUGCUAUGGCAUGCGUGAUCCUUUCACUCCAAACAAGGACAAAUUCCUUAUAUUGGGCUCCAAGUGCAGUUUGUGUAAGAAGACUGUAUGUGUUGGCACGGACUGCAGCAUCUUCUACACCAAGCGCUUCUGCUUACCAUGUGUGAGGAAAAACUUGGAGCAGUUUCCGGAGCAGAUUCAAAUAGAAAUAGCUAAGAAAAAAACAGCUCAGAAAAGUUAACAUCAAGCGGAGACACUGAGACAUGCUUAUGGACUAUGGAGUUUUUUGUUGUUGUGAACCCUGCCCUGUUUACUGAACUAAAUAUGUUUUUGCAUAUGGACUAAACACUGAUUUCUUUCUCACAAAAAAAAGGAAUCUGCUGAUAAGGGGAUGCUUCAUAGGAAUUCAAGAGCCUGAUUUGAUUCAUGAAUCCUAAUUUCAGAAAUUGUAACAGUGAAUUGUCCUGGAUUUACAUUGAGGAUGCCACAGGAAGUGACAGUAUGCUUUAGCAACAUGCAGAACACAUCUGAAAUUCACAAACAGUAAACAAAGGAAAUGCAGGAUGGACUCUGUUGUUACUGCAUGAAACAUGGUGUUACAAGUGCUGACUAUGAGAACAUACAGCAGAGGAUACUUUGAAAUGAUCCCAUUACUUAAGAGGCUACUAUCAGAUAACCUGUGUAUUGCAUAGUAAUAAAACUUGUUAUUAGAAAUUAAUUGCUCUGUUUCAUGUAAAAUUGAGUGCCAUGAGAAUUAUAUAUAAUGUUGAACAUCGUAUGUAUAUAUAAUGGUAAUAGAAAAUGCUGGAGCCCAGAGUGCAAUGCAGCAACACAGUGCAGUUGUGCUGAGUCAAAUGGGCUUCAUAUUUACAAAUGAUGUACUGUUUUGCUAUCAUUGAUGCUAUUCAAAUAGUAGUGUUCUCAGGUGCAUUUUGACCAUACUGCAGAUAGUAAUUUGUGAGAUUUCAUCUCAUGUGUCACGGUUUUUAUCAUACCUGAAAAUGCAAAACAAUAAACACAAGCCAGCAGUGA